UAGGCAACCGUUACAUUUGGUUCUCUUUUAAAUCCAUACCCAUUUUUCUUCAUCAACUUCACUACUUUGCUCCGUUAUUAUUGUAUACAAAUAUGUCUAGUUUCAAAGAAGGAAAGAAGAAAAAGCAGAUAAUAAUAGAGCCUCCACCACCUAUCUCUUGGCAAGAGAAGAGGGAUCUUGCUGAUAAGGAAGAAGGUGUCUUAGAAAAAGAAAUAGAAGAACUCAGACAAUGGACUGAUAUGAUAGCUGCAAUGAAUGAUGAGCAAUUAAGAGAUUACCUGAAAAACAGACCUGAGGAGUUGAAGACCGUGAAGAUGCAAAAGAGCAAGCCAAGGCAAAGGGUUCAGCAGCCAAGGAAGAGUAAAUCUUCUGGUUCCAGUUCCACUGGAAUAAUGGCUUCUGUAUGGAAAUUUCACAAAGAAAAUGAGGAGAUCUCCCCAAAUUAA
Manihot esculenta (cassava) is the source of this 446-nucleotide messenger RNA. RefSeq lists its product as uncharacterized. Lineage: Eukaryota; Viridiplantae; Streptophyta; Magnoliopsida; Malpighiales; Euphorbiaceae. The record is from RefSeq and is a predicted model, not a curated record. The transcript is spliced from 3 exons. The coding region runs from base 93 to 446 and encodes 117 amino acids.